This is a messenger RNA of Hemibagrus wyckioides, 2562 nucleotides long. RefSeq names its product zyg-11 family member, cell cycle regulator, like (gene zyg11l). Gene Ontology annotation, molecular function: protein binding. Gene Ontology annotation, cellular component: Cul2-RING ubiquitin ligase complex. Lineage: Eukaryota; Metazoa; Chordata; Actinopteri; Siluriformes; Bagridae. The coding region runs from base 222 to 2390 and encodes 722 amino acids. The record is from RefSeq and is a predicted model, not a curated record. The transcript is spliced from 15 exons.
CUACAGCGUGCCGAGGGGGGCGUUUACUCUGGUUUCUGUCGGAGGUUGGAAAUUCCGCAGUUACGAAUGCGGUGUCGGGAUUUUCCCCGUUACACAACAACAGCGUUACAGUCUCAGCUGUUACUCUAUCAGCUUCUCCACUGGACUACCAGCUCUAAUCGGAUUUAAACAACAAUUUAUUUCAACUUAAAAAACAUCAUUUAAGCUGUUUACACACAGCCAUGGAUGAAGACAGCCCCCCCUCUCUGGUUCAUGUGUGUGUAGUGUGUGUGUGUCAGAACCUCGACACCCUGUCCAGUGUGUGUGAGGAUGGAUCACUCUGUCUCUGCUCCUGUCCGGUUUUUCCACCUGAACUGUCCGAUCUGUUACUGAGCACCAUGACUGAUGAAGGUUUACUGAACGACAGAACUUUGGGUAUUUUUCACAAUAACGAGUGUUUGCGCCUGAAGCGUGCCUGCAUUCGCGGCUCUCGUCUCACCGCAGCUUCCUUCCGUCGCUCUCUGUGUUCUCACCGGCUGCAGGAGCUCGAUGCUUCCCAUGUUCUUGGUGACAUCACCGUCUCUGACAUCCUCCAGGGCCUCUCGUCCAAUCCGGUUUGUCGCCAGAGCCUCCAGAGGCUGAACGUGAGUGGCGUGGAUCGACUCUGGGACGUUCCAGUAAGUUUCAGGACAUUGCAGGGUCUCAGGAGUCUCUCUGUGGCGUGGACCCCUCUGGACGAUUCAGCGCUGGAGGACAUCUGCUCACUCCCGCUGCUGGAGAGCCUGGAUAUUUCUGGGACAAACAUCACAGACCUUACGCCUCUUCUGAGGCUCCGCUGUAGGCUGCGUUCGCUUACUCUUCACGCCCUGCACCACCUCAAAAUGGAUGUCGAUGACUUUCUCUCAUUACUCUCUGAGCUGGAGCUCCUCACAUACCUCGAUGUCUCCAACGAUCAGAUGCAGACCAGGGGAGAGAUGAUCAGGAAGCUCCUGCAGAAGACACAGAUCCUGCCAGCGCUCAUGGAUCUGGAUGUGUCAGGGUGGAAAGGGAUCAGUGAUGAGGCCUUGAAGACCUUCUUGGAGGGACGGACAGGAAUGAGGUUCAUUGGUCUGCUGGCCACAGGCGCUGGAAGUUCUGACUUCCUGUCUGGAGAAGGAAAUCUGAAGGUGGCUGGAGAGUGGAACCUUCCACAGCUGUGUGAGGCUCUGAGGAGGUACAGGGAGAGGGAGAGCUUCCUGCAGGAGACACUGCUCUGUCUCUACAAACACUUCAGUGACAUGGACAUCGGCUGCCGUCCAGACGUACUGCAGCUGGUGUAUUUGGGAAUGAAAGCCCACAGCGAGUGUGUGAGUGUGCAGGUGUCGGGGUCAGCGUGUGUGUUUAACCUCACCGUUCUGGAGCUGGCAGAGGGAAUGUCGCAAAGCCUGCUGGGAAAUGUGAUGAGACACAUAAUCACCACCAUGAGAAACUUUCCUGAUCAUAAACAGAUCCAGAAGAACUGCCUUCUGACCCUGUGCAGUAAUUAUAUCCUGGACAUGGUCUCCUUCAACAGGUGUGAAGCAGCUAGACAGGUGAUGAUGUGUUUAAUUUCUAACCAAGAUGAAACUCUACAGUCACUCUGUGCAUCCGUCAUCGUCGUACUCAUGUCACAGUUGAGUCAGGAAGAAAUCACCCAGCUGGGAGCUGAAGAGUUCAUCAUGAAGCACUUGUUGCAUGUGGUGCAACAAAAAGCGUCAGUGGGACUGUUGGACAGUAUAUUGGAAGGCACUCUGACUGCUCUGUGGGGUCUCACAGACGACACACACUCCGCCUGCACACACUUCCUGCAGUGUGAGGGUCUGGAGCUGUACAAAGAACUGCUGGAGACAUUUUACUUCAAUCCACAUGCGCUGAAGAAAAUUCUGGGUCUCCUGAAUAACGUGUCUGAGAUGGAGGAUCUGCAUGUUCAGCUGAUGGAUGAGGAACUUCUGCAGCUCCUUCUCAUCCUGAUGGAAGUCAAAGAGGUGGAGGUGAGUUAUUUAGCUGGUGGUUUCCUUGCCAACGUCACGUCCAGCAGCACAUGGAAUCUGGACACAACUCUGCGACAUGAAAUUCUCAGCAAACUGCACUCUGCUGUGAUGUCAUGGACUCCUCCAGACAGUCCCAUAAUCGCAUACAGGUCACUGCGUCCUCUUUAUCUUCUCCUGAGAGUCUCUCAGCCGUCUGCAGUGCAGCUCUGGGCUCUCUGGGGCAUCAGACACAUCUGCACACACAAGGGGCCUCACUACAGGAGGAUGCUGGAAGAGGAGGGUGGUUUGGACGUACUCCACACGCUGACCUCUGAUCCCAAUACACACAGCGACGUACACACUCUCGCUACACACACACUCCACCUGGUGGAGGGACAAAGUUCGACACACACCUCUGCUUAAAUAUGUAUUUAAAUUACGAGCAAAAGACAAAAGCACAAGGUACAAGGUACAAGGUACACCCUGCUUCAUCCCGACUGAAGAGGAAGAUCUUUAAUAACUCUGAUAUGUCAUUGUGUAAGUUACUGAAUUAAACUGACUGGAAAAACACAUUAAACUUCAUGUCUCAUGCUAC